Molecule: messenger RNA, 2636 nt
Organism: Salvia miltiorrhiza (redroot sage)
Lineage: Eukaryota; Viridiplantae; Streptophyta; Magnoliopsida; Lamiales; Lamiaceae
Product: casein kinase 1-like protein 10
Exons: 14
Coding region: 807-2192 (461 amino acids)
Biological process (GO): signal transduction; peptidyl-serine phosphorylation; endocytosis
Cellular component (GO): nucleus; cytoplasm
Molecular function (GO): protein serine/threonine kinase activity; ATP binding
Source: RefSeq, a predicted model, not a curated record
ACAUCACAAACUAAAGGGAGAAAGAAAAAGGGCAAAAGAGAAAAUUAAACUGCAGACACACAGAUACACACAUAUAAAUGUAUAUGUAUAUAUACACACACACCCAUAUCUUGAACUGACAUUCAUGAGAUAUCCACAAAUGUUAUCAAUCAGAGCAGUCUGAAUUUGCUCUUCAAUUCUUGUCUCUGUUCUUCUCUCACACGGAUCUUUUCCAGAAUCUAUAAACUAAAAUUUUCACCGCUACUUUUGUCUCCUUCAGAUUCUUCUUUCUCUCUCUUAGUUUCUCGCCUUCCACAUCCGACAUUUUGCUGUUGAAAUACUUCCCCACUUCUGUAAAACAUUCCUCAAUUGAUUCUUAAUUCCGGAAAGAAGAAGAAAUUCUGGGGUUUUGAUUGCCAAGUCCCAGAUGUUGACUUUGCGUGUCCAAAUUUGUGUAGUUUCCCUUUUUGCAGCGGUAUCUUAGCUAUUAAUUCAGUCCCUGUUGUUUUCUAACUUUCAAGUAGCGGAGAUUUGAUUUUUUUUUUCCCCUAUACACAGUGUAUGUAUAUUUUUGGGUUUUAUGUGAUAUAUCGACUUUGGAAAAGCUUCUGUAUUUUCAAUUAGGGUAUUUGUUCUGGGUACCAUUUUGUAUCGUUUACUUUGAUAGGAUCUGAAGGGUGUCAGCUCAAAUUGGGAUUUUGAUUGUGUAUUAGGGAUUUAUCCAAAUAUCUUGAUACCAUUAAACUGUGCAUCGUGAAAUAAAAGGAGAUUCAUUUUUUUAUAUUGAUUUUCUGGGAGAAUUUUGGGUUAAUUUCUAAAAAUCAAGUAUGGAUCAUGUCAUCGGAGGGAAGUUUAAGCUGGGAAGAAAGAUUGGCAGCGGAUCUUUUGGAGAGCUUUACUUGGGAGUAAAUAUACAAACGGGAGAAGAAGUUGCUGUGAAGCUGGAAUCUGUUAAGACUAAGCACCCCCAGCUUCACUAUGAAUCAAAGUUGUACAUGCUUCUUCAGGGGGGAACUGGGAUUCCCCACCUUAAAUGGUUUGGAGUUGAAGGAGAGUACAAUGCCAUGGCUAUAGACCUUCUUGGGCCAAGCUUGGAGGAUUUGUUUAACUACUGCAACAGGAAGUUCUCAUUGAAAACAGUUCUUAUGCUAGCUGAUCAAUUAAUAAAUAGAGUUGAAUACAUGCACUCUAGAGGUUUUCUUCAUCGUGAUAUAAAGCCUGAUAACUUCUUAAUGGGUUUGGGACGCAAAGCCAACCAGGUGUACAUCAUUGACUAUGGACUUGCUAAGAAAUACCGAGAUCUACAAACUCACAAGCAUAUACCUUACAGGGAAAACAAGAAUCUCACUGGCACAGCUCGUUAUGCUAGUGUUAACACCCAUCUUGGAGUUGAACAAAGCAGAAGGGAUGAUUUAGAAUCUCUUGGCUACGUCCUUAUGUACUUUCUAAGAGGAAGCCUUCCUUGGCAGGGAUUAAAAGCUGGCACAAAAAAGCAGAAGUAUGACAGAAUCAGUGAGAAAAAGAUGCUUACUCCAGUAGAAGUGCUUUGUAAAUCUUAUCCAUCAGAGUUCAUUUCAUAUUUCCAUUAUUGUCGGUCAUUGCGAUUUGAAGACAAGCCUGAUUAUUCUUACUUGAAGAGACUUUUCCGAGACCUCUUUAUUCGAGAAGGUUAUCAAUUUGAUUAUGUAUUUGAUUGGACAAUACUGAAGUAUCCACAAGUCGGCUCCAGUUCUAAAACAAGGCAGCCAACAGGAAAGGUCCCUUUAAACCUAGGACAGCCUGCAGAAAGAGUUGAGAAGACACCAGUGAAGCACGAGAUUCGGGACAGAUUAUCCGGUGCGAUGGAGGCAUUUGGCAGAAGGAAUGGUUCUAGUGCAGGCUUGCAUGGAGAUAAUUCGAGAAACAGAUCUGAUGAAGUACCACCAUCUAAAGACGUGAAAAUAGAUUCCGAAAGAGGUCGGCUUUCUCGGACCGGCAGCAGCUCAAAGAGGGCAGUCGUGUCAAGCAGCAGGCCCAGCUCCUCCGGUGAACCCAGUGACAAUCGUCAUAGCCGGCUUGGCUCGGGCAGUGGUCGAAUAUCAACCACUCAAAGAUUACAACCUGGAUUUGAGUCCAAAUCCUCUUCUUUCACUCGUGCUGCCGCAAGAGGCACCCGGGAUGAAACUCUCCGUAGCUUCGAGCUGUUGACGAUUGGCAGUGGGAAGAAGAAGUAACAGUCUACCAUAUAUAUAGCUCAUUUCAGCUUUGUUUGAGGCCAAACUAUGGAAACACAGCAGCUGCUCAUGUCUCUUAUAUCCUUCACUUGUUACGCGUAUAUUAUGGCAUCAUCUCAUUGGAGUCCUUGGUCGAUAUGGCUUCUUCGAAUUCGAUCUGCGGAUACGACGACAUCACUGGUCAGUUUCCGAUGAAAACCUAAAUCUUUGUUUCUUGAAUUGUUAUCUUGACUUAUUCUUGCUUCAAUACAUCGCGUACGUAUAAAUCGGUGAAGACGAAUGUAUUGAUUUGCUAAGUGGAACUACUCUUCAUGUUUGUGAUUCUACUGUAAUUCAAAUAAAUACUGUCUCCACAUCUGUUGUAUCAAGAAUGCUACGACCAUGUUAGUGCUUCAAGGUGCACUUUGCUAUAUUCGUCGUGUAAAACUUUACUUGUUUGUUUCA